This is a messenger RNA of Closterium sp. NIES-67, 7015 nucleotides long. The record is from the annotation of a GenBank genome assembly. NCBI's taxonomy places the organism in Eukaryota, Viridiplantae, Streptophyta, Zygnematophyceae, Desmidiales, Closteriaceae.
CCUGCUGCUACUACAGCCUCCCCAAGAAUGCCACUUUUCUGCUCAACAAUGCUUUGGCUAAUCCCCUUCCACCGCAUUGCAGCUUUUCCGCCGUCAGAAAGGCUCUUUCAACGAUCCAUUGAGUCUACGGACAAAAGAGCCCUCAGGUCUAACCCUAAACAAAAUCUCCUUCAGGUUCAGUCGCCUCACGCGAAAUCCGGGAAAGUAAUCGUUUUGAGAGUUCUCAAAGGCAUCACUUAGGCCUGUUUUGAAUUUGGAAUAAUACGGCAGUUAAAGGCUGAGCCUAAAACGAGGAUCUGCCCGCCGGACGGAUGACAAGCUCCGCCGGGGCCCAUGAAGCCGGCCUCCGGCAGCAGCAGCAGCCUCGCCAUUCCGCGGACGCCCGUGUGUGUGCCGGCGGCCGGCAGCAGCAUCGUCAUUCCGUGGCAGACGGUGUGUCUGUCGGCGGCCCAGGCCCGGGGGUCACGAUGAUGCUGAUCGCCCUGCUCUGCGCAGCGCCGAUCGCACCGUGCUUUGCGGUACUCGGUGGCUGUCCCGCUUUGGACCAGGUGCAUGUGCAUGUGGAUGGGCAGACGUCAGGUUGCUGCGGCGGUGCUAACACCCCAUGUGGAUCAUUGGAGCUAGGCCUCUCAAUGCUGCCCCCAUCAGGCGGCUCCCUCCUGCUCUCACCGGGCACCCAUCGCCCUCCCUCUGCUGGCCUGUCUCUGGGCGGCCGAUCCAUCUCAAUCCUCGCUGCUCCUCCUCCUUCUACCACCCCCUCCUCCCCCCCUGCACUUCUUUCUGCUCUCCCUGCUUCUUCUCCUCCUCCCGCCGUUCCGACCAUUGACUGCACGGGGGGAGCGUGUCUCUCAGCCGUCUGCUUUCCAGCCACCGCUGCGCUGCCAUGUGGCACCGCAGAACUGGUCCUUGCAGGAGUAGCCGUUCAGAACGGCCAGGUAGGAGCGCCACGUGGCGGCUGCCUAUUGAUCGAGAACCAGGCCGUCCACGUCAGCAACAGCACCUUCACUGGCUGCUCUGCUGUCAACUACGGCGGGGCGAUUUCCGUCUCCAACGCGCCACGUGUCUCGCUCUCACGCGUCCAUGUCAGCACCUCAUCUGUUUUCUCUCGAAUAGGAGGCGGUGGGGGUGUGGCUUUACGAAACGCCACAACGGGUGGGUGCAUGGUAGACAACGCCUCUCCCUCCCUCACCGUCUCCUCCUCCUCCUUCCUCUCCUGCGUCGCCAACAACCCUCUUAUAGACCCAUUCUUAAACUCCCAGCGGGCGGCUGCCAUUCACGCCAACCGCACCGCCACCCUCACCAUCUCCCUCUCCCACUUCACCAACGGGAGGUCGAGAUUCCUCGGCAACACGGCCUCUUUCCGGAUGGCCGGUGCAGUGCUCUUUGUGAGUGGCCGGGGCGGUACGCUGGAGGACUGUGAGUUUGACGGCAACUCAGUGCAGCUCAACGGGGGGGCGCUAGCAGUGGAUGGGGGCGAUAGGAGCAUCACCAUCACUCGCACUGUCUUUGUCAACAACGUUGCGAACUCAGGGGACGGGGGCGCGGUGUUUGUGAACCAGGGCACCAAGGGAGCGGUCCGUAUUUUGGACUCCCACUUUGCCAACAACUCCGCUCCGCUGUCCAAGGGAGGGGCUGUCUCCUUCUCAGGAGACGUCCUCGCUAUAGACAACUCCAGCUUCGUUAACAACUCCGCCCUAGUAAAGGGCGGUGCAAUAGCAGUGGACCGUGCCAGCACCACCGCUCUGUACCCAAUCGCACUCUCUCAUCUUCAUUUCCACUCCAGUCGAGCCGAUCUGGCCGGCGGAGCACUCUCCCUCUCCUCUCAAGCAGCAGUCAGUGCGGUCAACUGCAGCCUCCUACACAGCACGGCCAGCAGCGGCGGUGCGAUCAUCGUAGAAGACUUUGGACGGCUCAGAUUGCACCGCUCUGAGUGCUCUCACAACCAGGCGCCAUCCGGGGGAGGCUGCAUCUCCCUGGGUGACUUCUCCACCGCUACUGUCACCUCGUGUAACAUCACAUUCAACGAGGGGGGCAACGAGGGGGGAGCGCUGCGAAUGUCAGGGCAGACGCUCCUCUCCCUCUCCGCCUCCCUCCUUGCCAACAACUCCGCCCUGGACGGUGGCGCCCUGUGGACGGAAAUGGACGCCCGGGUGCAAAUCACCGGCACCGUUGUCGCGGGCAACACGGCCAAGGUGCAGGGGGGGGGCGUCUACUGCAUCCACCAGUCCAACCUCUCGGUUUCAGACUCGCAGUUUGUGGAGAACCGGGCUCUGGGUAACACGGCGCCCAGAAGGCUGAGGCUAGGCUCGGCUUUCUUCGACGCCACGUUUGACCCCUCCGCGCGGUCCACCUGCACCAGAUGCCGGCGGAAAGACCCCAGAGACACCAUGGGGUCGCCGCCCACCACUUUUAAGAUGCACUGGCCUGGGUCUGAUCAAGUGGACGGUGGGGGGACGGCGGUGUACCGAGUGCGGGGAGACAUGGCCAACCCGGUGGCUGGGCUGCAGGUCACCGUGCUCGAUGCGGCCGGGCUCGUUGCUUCCAAUGACAACUCAGCUCUAGUGGAGGUCGUUCCCAGUGCAUUUAUUGCGGGUGAGCUCAGAGCAACAGCCAUGUCCGGCGCAGUGACAAUGCCACCCAUAACCAUCGUCGAUAUCCCACAGCCUGGUAACCCCUCUCCUGUUGCUGCUGCUGCUUCUGUUACACUGACUGGUAACCCUACGGCUGCUGCGUUUGGUGCACUGCCUGGUAACCAAACUGCUGCUGCCGCUGCUUUCGCUCCCAACGCCAGUGCCGGCACGCCAGCUGGCGUGCUCUGGUUAGCUGUCGCAGUCACCAGUCCUCUCAACGCAUUCCCACCCUUUGAGCGCACCCUCGAGAUCGUUUUCUGCCCGGCCGGGCAGUAUUACAAAACAGCAGCAAGUGGAACCAACAGCAGCAGCAGCAGCAGCAGCAGCAGCAGCAGCAGCACCACCACCACCACCAACAACAGUACCAGCAGCAGCAGCAGCAGCAGCAGCAGCAGCAGUGACCCCACCAACCCCCCUGUGCCUCCCACAACUACCCCUGGAAGCCCAAUGCUCUGUGCCACGUGCCCCGUUGGCAGCUACUGCGGGCUCGGUAGGGGCGCCCAGCACUGCCCAGAUGGCACCUUCUCCUUCCGCCCAGGUGCCACCUCCCCCAGUGACUGCCUCCCCUGCCCGAACACCACCAACGCCAGAACGAACCUCCCUGCCAUGUCGUGUUCCGAUGGCGUUGCUGACGUGGCGGAGGGGUAUUGGCUGGACCCAGGGAGUGUGGGGAAGGGGGCGGUGCUCUUUCCUCUCUUCCUCACGCUCAUCAUCCUGGCAUGGGUCGCCAUGGCCGUCCUCUCAGCCUCAUUUCACGCGGCGGCCAUUUUCCUCUCGGAGCUGCAGCUGUUGGCGCUCAUCGCGUCGUACAACGUGCCCUUCCCCGCCUGGCUGCGCCCCUUCAUCCAACUCUUCAACCUCGCGCUCUUUGCCCCGGACGUGAUAGCACCGGCAUGCGCCACCUCCUUUGGCUAUGUGCAGGAGUGGGCUGUCACCAUGCUCGUCCCCCUUAUAGGCCUCCUCGCUUACGCCACACUCUUUGCCCAGCGAAAGCUCUACCUGUACCUUGUGAAAUGCCCAACCACUGCUGAUGCAGUUACCGCCCCCACUUCUGGAUCUGCUGCUGCUGCUGCUGCUGCUACUGCUGCUGCUGCUGCUGCUGCUGCUGCUACUGCUGCUGCUGCUGCUGCUGCUACCUCUGCUGAUGCUGCCGCUUCUGCUGUCCUUUCCACUGCUGCAGUUGCAGAUGCUGCUGCUGCUGCUGCUACUGCUACCGCCGCUGCCAGCAACACAGAAACAGACACUACUGCAUCCCCUAACCAUCCCCCCUCCUCCAACCACCCUCACAACCACCCAUCCACCAACAAGCGCCUCCCCUCUCAUACCCCCUCCGACCCCUUCAACUACACCCUAGUUCACGGGGUAACCAACUGGUUAGACCUGUGCUACGCACCCGUUGCCUACCGCUGCCUGCAAGCGCUCCACCCAUACUUCUACGGGGUAGAGACGCUUGCUGCCGCCCCGUCGAUCCUCUGGUUCUCUGCCGCCCAUAGCACCAUGUUUGCUGUGGCUGUGGUGGCUCUGCUGCUGUGGCACCUCACCUGCUACGUCCGCCGCCUGCUCAUCGCCAGCCUGGCAGUCUUCGCCUCCACGUCCCCCGAGGCGCAGCUGUCCGCCACGCUGCCCCUGCAGGCGGUGCGCAUCGGGCUGCAGUACGGCGCCUCGCCCUUCGCCUCACUCUCGCUGGACCUGCUCUCGUCGCUGCUGGCCCUCUCAGAGUUCCUCUUCACCCUCGCCAUGACCGGGGAGAAUUACAUCAAGCUCUCCGCCGCCGCCACCGCGCUCUUUGUGAUCGCGCUCCUGCUGCUGCUGCUGCCUGCGCUGCUGGUGCUGUUGUAUGAAGUGGUAAAUGGUUACAUUGCCGCGUGUAACCGCAGGGAAUUGGUGAGGCUGGAGGGCGGAGGGAGAGGCGGGAGCCCAGGCGUUGCCUUGCUGUUGGAGGGGUCUGCAGGGCCUCAUGCCUCGUCUGAAGCCACGACUGGAGGGGCAUCUACAGCCGCACCUCAAGGGGCGUCUGCAGGCACGCCUGAAGGGGCAGGUCCUGAUGAAAGGGAGGGGCUUGAUGUGGGGGAUGUGGCUGACUGGUUCAGACCCCAUGUGCUCUAUGCCUUCCUUCACCACUCCAACAACACUGCUGCUGCUGCUAGUGCUGGAGCAGCAGCAGCACAACCAGCAGCCACCUCAACAUCACCACCAGCACCAGCACCAUCAUUUCAGCAGCAGCACCCUGCACGCCUCCUCCUCACCAUCCACCGCCGCUUCCACCUCUGCCAGUCAAAGGGCCUGGGCGGCACCGACUGGACGCGGCACCUGUCCAAGUCGCAGCUGUACGCCGUGCUCUCACAGGCGCUGCUGGGUGCCGCCGUGGGGGACGUCACCGUCGCCACCCUGCCCGCUAGGACUGGCACAGACCGGGCCAGAGCUUCCCUGUCGCAUCAACAGCAGCAGCAUCAGCAGCAGCAGCAGCAGCAGCAGCAGCAGCGGCAGCAGCAGUUACGAGUGGCAGCAGCAGCGGCGGACAUAGGCGGGGUGGGGUCCACGAGCGGGCGGCGCAGCAACAUCAGUGUUCUGGUUCGCAGCCUGUCCAAGCGAGAGGGGCUGCCAGUGGCUGAUCCGCUCUCCAUGUCUCGAAGCAGCUCCAGGCACGAGCUGCCAGCAGCAGGAGUAGGAGGAGUGGGAGCAGCAGUGGUAGGCGAAGGGGCAAUCAUCGGUGCCGGGUUGCUGGUGCACAGUGCGUCCUCCUCAAGGGACUUGGCUGCAGACCCGCCAGUCUGGGCGUCCGCCAUCGGGGCAUACGGCCUCUCCAGGAGCGCCUCCCGCCGCGAGAUCGUACCGGACUCACCACGGGCAGUGGGAGGCGUGGGAGCAGCGGGGUCAGGGACAGGCUUAGGAGGAAAUCUGGGAGCAGUGUUGGCAGCAGGAGUGCCGGGAACGCCCGUGGCGCGGCAGGGGUCUCGCCGGGACUUUGUGCCCGACUCGCCCCUCGCCAUCUCCAGAAGCGCCUCCCACCAUGCUGCACUCGCAGACUCUCCCACCACUGCUGUUCUCUCCGCCUCCCCCUCAGCACAAGCCCUACCUGGCCUUGGCGGCUCAGGUGGUUUGGGCGCCUUGGGCGGCUACUCCCUCUCCCGCAGCAGCUCCCGCCGCGACCCUCCAGGUGCACUCUCAGGUGAAUUCUCAGGUGCUCUCCCAGUGGUGCGGCAGUCCAUCUCCCGCAGCUCCUCGCGGCGGGAGAUCGUAUCGGAGAUCGAGGGCGAGCUGGCCGCCACGGGCCUCCCAGGGUCGCUGUCGCGCUCCCUCUCCCGGUCUCUUUCCAGGAGUGCGUCGCGGCGCGAGCGGUGGAAUGAUGGCAGCAGCAGCUUUGGGGGGGGGCUGGUGGAGGCUGAGGUUGUUACGAGGGCCGAGUGGCCUCCGCAGCUCGAGGACCAUGUCACCUGGGCCGCUGCUGCUGGGGGUGCUGGGGGUGCUGGGGGGGAUGGGGGUGCUGGGGGUGCUGGGUGUGCUGGGGGUGCUGCUGUUUCUGACAGGGGCACUGAAGGUGCUCGAGAGCGGAGCAGCAGCAGGGUUGGCAGCGGCUGUGGCAGCAGCAAUGGCUCGCCUCCUCCUCCUCCUGCUUCGUCCACCCCUUCCACGGCCACCAAUGCAGCUGCUGCUGCUGCUGCUACUGACUCAUCACCAGUUGAUGCUGACUCAUCACCAGUUGAAGCUGACUCAUCGCCAGUUGAAGCUGACUCAGCGCUACAUGCACCCUCUCCAUCCCGGCCAGCACCUGCUUCCGUUGCGAGCAGCACAGGGCCCAGUGAGGCAGCUCUGCACGGCACAUCACCCUCAUUACGAGUGGGUUUAUGGCCACGGUCAGAUGCUGCACCAGCAGCAGCACCGGAUACAACAGCAGCAACAGCACUAGGAACACCACCAGAACUGGGAACAGCUGGUGCAACAGCAGCAGUAGCAACAACAACAUCAGCAGCAGCAGCAGGAGCAGCAGCAGGGGCAGGGGAGCCGGGAGGAAGGGGGGAGGCGGAGUACGUGGAGGCGCGGCUGGGCGUGGCGGAGCUGACUCUGACGUUUCAGCGGCACCUGGCCAUUCUGGUGCGCGUGGAGGCGCACCGCAGGGAGGACUCGCUGCGCCUGCUGCUGCACUCCCACGCCGUGCAGGACGUCAUCGCCUGGCUCACCUCCCCGCACUGCAUGCCGGAAGAUCAGAGGCUUGUGUUGGAUCUGGUCAGAUUGAUGAGAGAGGCAGCAGAGGAAGAGGCGGGGGGGUUGCAGUGGUACUGGGGCUUCCUUUGCUUCUUCCGCACGCACAGAAUGUUUAGUGGUGUUUAUUGAGCUGUAAUUUGAUGUACGCAUGUACCGGUACGUACUAAGCCUGUUUAAUCACU